Molecule: messenger RNA, 2917 nt
Organism: Lytechinus pictus (painted urchin)
Lineage: Eukaryota; Metazoa; Echinodermata; Echinoidea; Temnopleuroida; Toxopneustidae
Exons: 7
Coding region: 185-1501 (438 amino acids)
Source: RefSeq, a predicted model, not a curated record
AAACCAUUAGGUAAUAAAGCCUACAUAAUUAUCAACCAAAAUAAUAAGACAAUGAAUAUCCUUCAUAAUAUGCAGGUAUACCGUCCAAUUACGAGCGAAACUCAUCUUUAGGAAAAGAUCGAAUGCACUUGUUUUCAUAUCAGUUGAAGAAAGAAGACGUAUCCACAAGAUCGUCAUCAUAAUUAUGGCGCAUCAAGGAAUUUAUAUGCUGGUGCUUCUCGGGCUAUCCUUAGGCAUUCAAGGGAACCUGGCUCAGAUAUUUAUUGGUGAUGACAGCACACCGGGUAUCCUCUAUGCUUCCCUGCCGGAGCCUCGGGAUGAUAGCAACAUCUUGGAGACUCAGUUCACCAUGAUACCUCUACGUGCAGGUAAUACUGUAUCGGGCAUUGACUACGAUCCGAACAAUCAAAUGGUGUAUUGGAACGAUUUCCCGAAUGGCAUGAUAAAUCGAAUCAACAUUGAUGGAAACAGUCCCCAAGAACUCAUAAUACUGACACAGAGUCCUAAUUCUAUUGCUCUGGAUCUGUUGAAUGGAAAGAUCUACUGGACGAUGUUUAACGACGGAGCCAUCUCGCGCGCCAAUCUAGAUGGCAGCUCCGUUCAAGAAGUCUAUAGAUACUUGAACUCUCCUGCCAUGCCUACUUCAAUCUUGACUGAUUCAAUCAACGGAGGAGUCUUCUGGACAGCGCACUUUCCAGAUGAGAUUGUAAAGGCAACCCAAGCUGCCACCACAAACACCACCAUCUUGGUGGCUGUUAAACCUAUUAGUGCAGAUGUCAUAGCCACUGAGGUGUGUGCUGAUCAAGCAGUGCGAUUGUUUUACUUCACAAAUUACACGAAGUUAGGCUUCACUAACGGAGAUGGGUCCAGUGAUCGCACCCUGGAUGUGUUCCCAACCUUUACCCAGGCGAUGCCUUCGAUGAGCAAGUAUGGUAGCAAACUCUUCUGGAUUGGCAUGCAGGGUGGACCAUUCAACCAGCAAGCCGGGAUCUACGAGUACGACAUGAAGAAUUCUUCUCUCAAUGUUCACAACCCAACAGUGACGCUGACGAAUGGUAGCGAGCUGGUUAUUAGCCCCCAAACCGCUAAAAUCAUCUCAACAACUCAGUAUGACGAGCCCGUUGUCAUCGAAGGAUGUCCUGAAAAUAUCGACGUCGCCAUCGAUGACGACACAUACAACGUCUCCGACUCAUCAUCGCCGGUAUCAUGGACCGAGCCUGGGUUGAACAGUUGGUCCAGCUGCUCUGAAAUGGACUUCCUAGGACCAGGAACCAACGGUGGUAUUUUUCUCCUCGGUAAAACCCAGGUGUCGUACACGGCAAGGGAUGCGGCAGGGAACACGGAUACAUGUGAAUUUACAGUGACAGUUCGAAAGGACGAUGAUGACGAUGAUUCACCCUGUGCUGGUCGUAACUCCGGAGCCACUUUAUCCUCGUGUACUGGCCUCAUACAUGUCUUCCAAGGCAUCUUCAUCCUCCUCUUCAUAGUUUUGCUCAAAUAGGAUUUGGAUCCUCCUUGGGAUCUUGGCCCCCUUUACCUAUUAUUGGUAGCAGAGAAGGUAUACAUGCUGGAAAGAAAGCCGUGUCCCACAUAAUGACCAUGGACCUAAGUAGUAAUAGGGUACGUAUAGCGUCAUAACUAAUCCCUAUUGUUCUAAACAAUAGAAAUAUGAAUUAUGAAUAUUCUAUUGUUCUAAACAAUAGAAUAUGAAAUAUUAAUAAAUUUAUGAAUCAAUAAUUAUGAAAUAUAAAAUAUGGAUUAAUAAUUAUGAAAUAUGAAUCGAUAAUUAUGAAAUAUGGAUUAAUGAUUAUGAAAUAUGAAUCGAUAAUUAUGAAAUAUGGAUCGAUAUGGAUUAAAAGUUAAAACAAUGGGAAUAUGGAUUAAAAGUUAAAACAAUGGGAAUAUGGAUUAAAAGUUAAAACAAUGGAAAUAUGGUAUAAACAUUGGAUGACGUCAUAGGUUCCCGAAUCAUCGAAAACAAAUGACGUCAUCAUUGUGACGUAAUACCAAUGACGUCACAGACUUACGAAACAUCGUAAACAUAUGACGUCACGCAACAAACAUGACGUCAUCCCUCGAAAAAGUCUCAAAGAUAAAGAAAAAGUAAAUGACGUCAUCGAGUGGCGGAAACAAAGUCGGACAUGUCUAGAUAAAAAGAGCAUCUGACGUCAUUUUUAUUUUAAAACAUAAAGGAAAGCAAGGGUAUAAAUAUAUGGGGAAACAAGUGAGUUUAUGUCGUUCAGUUUUGGAUCUAGAAUAGUCAGCUUGUCAACAUGUAUAGUUAUUACAACUCUACUUCCACUUCGUCGUCUCGUGCCUCGCCUCCAUUGGUGAAUUAUACCGGUAACGAACUCCACAUUGACGGAGGAUUUUCCCAUUCUGAACCACUCCCAGCAGCGGAUGUCUGGAUCCAAGAUCGUCAACAAGGAAACGAAGAACAUGAAGAUGUACGAGAUGACGACCAUCAUGACGACGUUAAAGCUCAAGCAGGCAGUAAAGAUAAGGAUGGUGAAACCAACUCCAUCUCAACACAAUUUCAAAAUAAAUCUGGAACUGACCUCUGCAAACUGACAAUCAGCAUGACAAAUAAACGGGCAAGAUACGCAACUGUGAGGCGAUUCCUUGGAAAGGUAUACAUCGACAUCCGUGAAUUCUACCCUGUAGGAGAGAAAUACUACCCAAGCAAGAAAGGGAUCAUGCUCGAACCAGAGGAGUUCAAGGUUCUACUAAUGAUGUCCAAAAAUAUCAACGCUGCGAUACAUAGGGGACGCAUGAUGAAACGCUAAUAAUCAUCGUUGAUAAACCAUCUUCUUGAAAUUACGACGGAAAACCAUUGAAAAUCAUAUUAUAAUCAAUAUGCCAUUCAUAUUCAUGUGAUGAAAUGUACUGAGAUUCAAUAAACGACGUGACAUUAUAA